UCAAGUUCUCCAGCUCCGGUCUCCACCACCCAGAGCAUGUUCUGGCUGAUCCAAUCUCUCCCACUUGUCUUCUGCCUUGGCUCAGGGAGUGCAGUUUCACAAAGCAAGUCAACCCCAUUGGUGGUGAAUGGGGUUGUAGGAGACUCAGUAACUCUUCCCCUAGAGUUUCCAGCAGAAGACAUCAAUGUGGUCCUCUGGUUUCGCAAUACCACAGUUAUCACUAUCCACAUGCCACCUAGAAGCACAAAGGUCCUGACUCCUAAUCUCAAAUGCAAAGAGCAGCUGAACUUCACCCAAUCCUAUUCUUUACAUUUCUGCAACCUGACGAGGGCAGACUCAGGACCUUACCAGGCCCAGAUAAACUCAGGCAUCUUUUUCUAUUAUGUUCUAAGGGUCUUUGAACAACUGCAUAACUUAGAAGUUUCCCAUGAUGUUCGAUUGUCUGGGAAUGGAAUCUGUGAGAUCAACCUGACUUGCUCUGUGGAGAACCCAAAUGAUGCUGUCUCAUUUGGGUGGCAGGUCUCAGGAACUACCUCUCUAAGUGAACCAAACCUCACUGUCUUCUGGGAUUCCAAGAAUUCCAGUGACGAGAGCUACAUGUGCAUAGCGGAGAACCCUGUCAGCAAUUUAUCUUGCCUUGUCUCUGCCAAGAGUCUCUGCAAAGGAAGAGCCAGGCUUGGAACAACUGCUUCUUUGGGGAGGGAAAGUGCUCUGGGCAAGACACAGAGCUGGGGGAGGAGUCCCAGAAUCCUGUCACUAAUGAUGCCUUUUGUGUUAACAGCUGAGACAUCAGAGAACAUAGAGCUCGCUUCCAUCUCUCCCGGGAGCACUGUGUAUGUGCAGGUCACUCAUCCACACCAGAAAAUGGAAAUCCUAACACAUACAAAAAGCAAUGAUUCCGUUACAAUCUAUUCCACAAUUAAUCAUUCCAAACAGAAUAAGCCCACUUCUCCCAGGGGAACUGCCCCUCAACACCAUCAAGUAAAUUGCAGAUAAGCUUCAAAGAAAUUCAGGAAUGACAGAUCUCCUGAUAUCAUGGGAGACAACAAAGAGAAGAAACUUGGUUUUCUUCCCGGUAACAGAAUCUGAAUCCCAGACAGGACCAUCACGUCCAGUCUUCAGACUUGAACCUGUUUUCCUAGGCCAAACACUUCAGGAAUAACAUCACUUCCAGGAUAUGAACCAAGUAAUGAUUUCCAGUUGACUCCAGGACAAAGUGUGCUUUGAAUAACACACCUGCAUAGUGACUUUCAUUUGAUAACUGAACAGGGUUAUGGCUGACAGAUUAUAAUUCAGCAGGUAACCAUGUCUCAGAUUUUAGAAAGCAGCAGGAUGUGACUCACUCAUGAGAAGGUACACUGUAUUGUUUAUGUGUGUGGUGUCUGGAGGUGGGUGAGCCCACACUAAUUUCCUGAUACAUCAUUUUCUAGACUUUUCUCCUGAAAUACAUUACCUAAAAUCUUGGAGCAUUAGUCUCAUAGACUAAAAAAAAAUGGCAAUACAUCAGCUCCAUUGCUCAGGCCAGAAAUCUAAGUCAUCCCUGACUACAGCUUCUCCAUCACCAGGCCCUUUGGACUUUUAACCAUAAAAUAUAUCCUGGACCACAUCCACUUCUCUGCAACUUUUCAACCACUAUCAUCUACCAAAUUGUCACCAACUCUAACACGGAAGACCACAUUAACUUCUGAACAACUCUCCUUAUUUUGCUCUCAUCUCCCUCCAACCCAUUCUCCACAAGACAGCCAGAGUAAUGUUUUUAAUAUAAAUCAGAUCCUUCAUUUGCCUGCUUACAAUCCUGCAGGUUCCCAUUGCAUUCAGAAUGAAAUCCAGUCUCCAUGGCCUGGGCCAUCGCAGACUAACUCCUCCUGUACUUGCCCCCCAAACCCACACACACCCCUUCCCUCUAUGUAUUUUCCCGGACCUUUCAGCUUCUCUAGGAGAGAAAAAUUCUCUGUUACAGUGAUUUACAUCUGCCUCAAGGCCCUUCCUCUGGCUGCUGGGUUCCUCCUGUUCUCUAGGUCUCAGCUGAAAUAUGUCAGCUUCUAUGAGAGACCUUUACAGGCCACUCAACCUAAAGUGAAUCUCAUUCUGUUACAUCACCCGUGUCAUUUAUCACAUCAUUAAAUAUUUAUUUUCAUUUGUGUAAUGUCAAGUUCUCCCACUAUACUAUAAGCUCUUCAGAAGCAGAGAUGAUGACUGUUUUUAUUACUGUAACCCCAGCAUCUAGCACAUUGCAAGAAAUGUUAAUAAACAAAUGAAUAUGUAAUGGAUUUUAUGAGAAUUAAAUAAUACAA
This is a messenger RNA of Heterocephalus glaber (naked mole-rat), 2294 nucleotides long. The record is from RefSeq and is a predicted model, not a curated record. Lineage: Eukaryota; Metazoa; Chordata; Mammalia; Rodentia; Bathyergidae.